CGAGCAUCACUUCGCCGUGAUGGCGAACGAAGCGCACGGGCGCGGGGAAGCAGCCGGUCUCGCGUCCAACUCCUUGGACCUGAGCACGUCUCUCGAGCGCAGCGUGCAAACACGAAUUUUCAAAAUCAUCGUGAUCGGAGACUCGAACGUGGGAAAGACGUGUUUAACGUUCCGCUUCACCGGCGGCUCUUUUCCGGCCAAGACGGAGGCCACGAUCGGAGUGGAUUUCAGGGAGAAAGCGGUCGAAAUCGAGGGUGAGAGGAUAAAGGUGCAGGUAUGGGAUACGGCCGGUCAGGAGCGCUUCCGCAAAAGCAUGGUGGAACACUACUACCGCAACGUCCAUGCUGUUGUCUUUGUCUAUGACGUCACCAAAAUGGCCUCGUUUGAGAACCUGAAGACAUGGAUCCAGGAGUGCAACGGGCACCGUGUGUCAGCCUCAGUGCCCCGUGUCCUGGUUGGUAACAAGUGUGACCUUGUGGACCAAAUCCAGGUCCCGUCCAACAUGGCGCUCAAGUUUGCUGACGCGCACAACAUGCUGCUGUUUGAGACCUCUGCCAAAGACCCCAAGGAGAGCCAGAAUGUGGACUCCAUUUUCAUGUGUCUGGCAUGUCGUUUGAAGGCCCAAAAAUCUCUUAUCUAUAGGAAUGUGGAGAGGGAGGAUGGGAGGGUGAGGCUCAACCAAGAACCCAAUCCCAAGACCAACUGUCCAUGCUGAAGACCUGUGAAGCCUAGAAUAAUCUUAUCCUGUAUUCCACACCUACUGAGACUAAUGUUGAUUGCUGCAACAACAAAAAAAAUGUGCCUGCAACUAAUGAUGUUUUACACUGAUGCUUUGGUUUGUGUGUUUUGUCUCUGUGUGGCUUCUCUAAUUUAUCUCGCCAAUCACAUCAUCUCGAAACCUUUUAUUAUCCCUGGACUACUAUGCCAUUUAAUACUUGAUAUAUUGUCUAUGCCUCUUUAACUAACAUUUCAGCUAAAAAUUGGAAAAAGAGAUUUUAGUUCAAAGAUCCAAUCAGCCAAAUAACAUCCAGUUGUAUUAAUUUGUGUUCUACCAUUCAUCAAUUCAUUUCCCAGCACAUAAUCGGCGUGAGAGAUUACUGAGUGCAGUUAGACGUGCGUACCGUACCACACGUGAUUAUUUAUUCAACUGUUCGCAGUCAUGAUAUGGCAUGGUAGCCAUGCAGUUGUCUAAAUGCCUUAAUAACGGGGCUCAUAUUGAUAAUGUCUAGCAAGUCUUUGCAUCUACACAAUAGUGGAAGGAGUAGUCAUCCUGAAUAGUUGCAUGGUGUGUUAUCAGAUCUUCUCAAUAAUGAUUACCCUGCAUGCUGAAAAUGUGAUCUGACUUAAGGAAAGAAUAUUAGAUGAGUGAAAUUGAUGAUUUGCAAUGAAAAAAAAAAAGACACUGCCGUUCCACAUCAAAGCAUGCCUCGGACUGUAUAAUUAAGAGUUGUUCCAUGAAAUCAAGUCAUACAUGAGCUGAUAACAGCUAUAAACCAUGUACGAUGAGAUUGUGGAGAGAAUAAAACAGUUAUUCCACUCAUUCACUGGAUUUUGAGAAACGGAGCAUUUUUAUUUUUUGCAAAUUCGGGAAAUAAAAACUUAGUAGAAAACAUCCAACAAAAUCAUUUCCGCUUAGAAUGUAAACAAACUGCUGAAAUGACAGUAGCAAUUUGUGAAAAAUGCUGCUAUAAUAAUUCUUGAAAAAUAAGAGAUGUUCUUACCAUCCAGUACUUUCUUUCCAUAUUUUGUUGCGCUUUUUUUGUAUUUUUUGGGCGUUUUGUUUUCGAGUAGAGUUUAUAUUUUGUCCUUGGUUGGUUCAGCAACACGCAUCACCACUUUCUUGUUGUUGUUCUCUAGGGUUUUUUGAUGGUUGGUAAACCAACUUAAAGGUGCAUUACCACUACUGACUGGGCUGGAGUUUGGAACAGGAGAUAUUGGGGUGGGAACUAUAUUCUUUUAGCUAUUUCUGUUUCUUUUAAAUACUUGAUGACAAAGAUGCCAUUUUGUUUUCUUCUACUCAUGGUACAUGAACUGAUACCCUAGUAGUAGAGUAGCCAAUCAGAGCACACGAUUACUCAUAUCCAGUGAAUGUGGAUAGAAUAAUAGUGGAUAUAUGACCAAUAUGAGCAAGAUAUAAGUUGUCAGUGUGUUAUGUCGUAUCCUAUUCUGUUAAUAUUUGCUAUAUUAAAUGAUUCCAAUAGUGUGACCAACAUUUAACUAUCUAUGAGAGUCAUAAAAAAUAACUCCAUCUUAUCCAAUUUAUUUCCUGUGUGUCAAACACUCAUUCAUCCAAUUAAUUACUAAAACAUCAGUUAUUAUAGGAAACAUCCCUGAUGCAAGACAUCAUAGAAUACAUCCUAACAAAGCAGUCAUAUGGUGGGUUUUUUUGUUUGUUUGUUUGGUUUUUUGUAUUCCUGUUUCAAGAAAUAUUUUGAAGUUACUGUGUGUAAUUGUGUCAGCGUACAUCAGGUUAAGGCUUUUUACACAAUCAACAAUUAUGUAAAAUGUUACAUGUUACAACAUUUGUUAGAUGUCUGAAAGUGAAGUGUGUUACCUGUAUGUAUAACGUAUAGCUUGAGGUCAUAAUUAUCGGGUCUUCUGCGUAGCUGAGUGUGUUUCUUGCGUGGAACAAUAACAUAAUCUCUUUUCAAGAAUCUAUUUGUGAUACAUUAUUUAUGCCUGCUAACCAAACACUCUGUGUCCAUUUCUUGUUAGAAUGAAUUCUGAUAAGGUUCUUUUAAACACUAGCAUUUGAAAUGCACCCCAUAUGAUAAAAUUAUUGGUAUUAUGUAAGAAAUAAAAUAUUCAAGGCAUGCCUUUUUUGCAAAAUAAUCAACAGUGUUACCAUACCAAAGUUGAUUAUUGACCAAUAACAGUCUUGAAGGGUUUUUUUUUCCGACUGAUACCACAGCAAAUUGCCAAUGAUGUCAUACAUUUUGUUCAUUUAUAGUUAAUGUUGUGGAACAUGAUGUGUCACUUAAGUUAUUGCAGCUAUAA
Messenger RNA from Neoarius graeffei (lesser salmon catfish), 2997 nucleotides. It is a transcript of the gene rab33a, whose product is annotated as RAB33A, member RAS oncogene family. Lineage: Eukaryota; Metazoa; Chordata; Actinopteri; Siluriformes; Ariidae. The transcript has 2 exons. The record is from RefSeq and is a predicted model, not a curated record. The coding region runs from base 20 to 715 and encodes 231 amino acids. Gene Ontology annotation, biological process: Rab protein signal transduction. Gene Ontology annotation, molecular function: GTP binding; GTPase activity. Gene Ontology annotation, cellular component: endosome; Golgi apparatus.